CUGGGCAAAUUUUCUGGUGGCCUGACCCUCCCCAGAGUGGCUUCAGUUGGGGAGCCUGGGGCAGACUGCCCUGCCUGCUCCACCUGACCCCGGAGUCCCUCGGGAUGGCAGGACUGGGACUUGGCCACGGAGACCAUUAUCUGAUGUACCUUUAGCCAGCGCGUCCUUAUCUUGACAGUGGGCAGAACACACACGUUUGUAGGUGGGCUUGCCAGAGAGGAAUGCUGGGAGAGACGGGCCCAGGGCAGGAGGCUCCAGGAAACAGAGUGAAGACACUGGCCCUGGCAGCUGGGUCUAAGAGAGCUGCAGCCCAGGGGCACAGACCUGUGGGCCCCAUGGCUGGGAAGGUGGCAGAGGAGAGAGGGCUGCCGAAAGGGACCGCUGCCCAGGAUGCCUCGGGCCUCCAGGAUAAAUUGUUCUCCUCUGAAACUGACAACAGCCUGUACUUCACCUACAGUGGCCAGCCCAACACCCUGGAAGUCAGAGACCUCAACUACCAGGUGGACCUGGCUUCUCAGGUCCCUUGGUUUGAGCACCUGGCUCAGUUCAAGAUGCCCUGGACAUCUGCCAGCCGCCGGAAUUCUUGUGAGCUAGGCAUCCAAAACCUAAGCUUCAAAGUCAGAAGUGGGCAGAUGCUGGCCAUCAUAGGGAGCUCAGGUUGUGGGAGAGCCUCGUUGCUGGACGUGAUCACCAGCCGAGGUCACGGUGGCAAGAUCAAGUCAGGCCAGAUCUGGAUCAACGGGCAGCCCAGCUCGCCUCAGCUAGUGAGGAAGUGCGUGGCCCACGUGCGCCAGCACGACCAGCUGCUCCCCAACCUGACUGUGCGAGAGACCCUGGCCUUCAUUGCCCAGAUGCGGCUGCCCAGAACCUUCUCCCAGGCCCAGCGUGACAAAAGGGUGGAGGAUGUGAUCGCGGAGCUGCGGCUUCGGCAGUGCGCUGACACCCGGGUGGGCAACACGUAUGUGCGAGGGGUGUCGGGGGGCGAGCGCAGGAGAGUCAGCAUUGGGGUGCAGCUCCUGUGGAACCCAGGAAUCCUCAUUCUCGACGAACCCACCUCUGGGCUUGACAGCUUCACGGCCCACAACCUGGUGAAGACCUUGUCCAGACUGGCCAAAGGCAACCGGCUGGUGCUCAUCUCCCUCCACCAGCCUCGCUCCGACAUCUUCAGGCUGUUUGAUCUGGUCCUCCUGAUGACGUCUGGUACCCCCAUCUACUUAGGGGCAGCCCAGCACAUGGUCCAGUAUUUCACAGCCAUUGGCUACCCCUGUCCUCGCUACAGCAACCCCGCUGACUUCUAUGUGGACCUGACCGGCAUUGACAGGCGCAGCAGAGAGCAGGAAGUGGCCACCAGGGAGAAGGCUCAGUCACUUGCAGCCCUGUUUCUAGAAAAAGUGCGUGACUUAGAUGACUUCCUGUGGAAAGCAGAGACGAAGGAUCUUGAUGAGGACACCUGUGUGGAAAGCCUGACCCCACUAGACACCAACGGCCUCUUGAUUCCUACGAAGAUGCCCGGGGCGGUGCAGCAGUUUACCACGCUGAUCCGUCGUCAGAUUUCCAACGACUUCCGAGACCUGCCCACCCUCCUCAUUCACGGGGCAGAGGCCUGUCUGAUGUCGCUGACCAUCGGUUUCCUCUAUUUUGGCCACGGGAGCAUCCAGCUCUCCUUCACGGAUACAGCCGCCCUCUUGUUCAUGAUCGGCGCUCUCAUCCCUUUCAAUGUCAUUCUGGAUGUCAUCUCCAAAUGUUACUCGGAGAGGGCAAUGCUUUACUAUGAACUGGAAGACGGGCUGUACACCACUAGUCCAUAUUUCUUUGCCAAGAUCCUCGGCGAGCUUCCGGAGCACUGUGCCUACAUCAUCAUCUAUGGGAUGCCCACCUACUGGCUGGCCAACCUGAGGCCGGGCCUCCAGCCCUUCCUGCUGCACUUCCUGCUGGUGUGGCUGGUGGUCUUCUGUUGCAGGAUUAUGGCCCUGGCCACCGCGGCCCUGCUCCCCACCUUCCACAUGGCCUCCUUCCUCAGCAACGCCCUCUACAACUCCUUCUACCUCACCGGGGGCUUCAUGAUAAACUUGAGCAGCCUGUGGACAGUGCCCGCGUGGAUUUCCAAAGUGUCCUUCCUGCGGUGGUGUUUUGAAGGGCUGAUGAAGAUUCAGUUCAGCGGAAGAAAUUAUAAAAUGCCUCUCGGGAACUUCACCAUCGCGGUCUCAGGAGAUAAAAUCCUCAGUGCCAUGGAGCUGAACUCGUACCCUCUCUACGCCAUCUACCUCAUCGUCAUUGGCCUCAGCGGUGGCUUCAUGGUCCUGUACUACGUGUCCUUAAGGUUCAUCAAACAGAAACCAAGUCAAGACUGGUGAUUCACGCCAGGCGCCUGCCCGCUGGUGGGGGACCUGAGCAGACCCUUCAACUGCACUCCCUCCUCAGGACCCCCUUCCUGGGGACCUUGAAGACAAUGACCCUACAGAUGCUCAGCUGCAUCCGGCCCACGGUGCUGCAGUGGCACAGACCAGCCACAGGAUGGCAGUAGAAUAAAGACAGUCGAAAGGGAUUUCUGCUCACUGGCAGGAGACUGCGAUGACUGGGAGUGAGAAAACCUGCACUCGGUGGCACCUACAACGUUGCUAAUUUAUUUCCUUUUGAUAUGCAUUUAUAUAGGCAACUUGAUAUAGGAUGGGAGCAAACUAGGAAUGAAUUGAGUAGCUAGACUGUGCAGGAAUUGUGGGAACCCGGAGGGAACAGUAUCAGUAGCUAGCAAAUGUGGCUUCAUCUUCCAGAGGCCCCAUACUCCGUGGUGAGCCACCAUAAAUACAGAAAGUGACCUAAGAUGUGCCAGCAAGAUGCCAUCCCUUCUUUUUUUGUGGGGUCAUGGGCUCCAAAAGCCAACGUGAACAAUUAAAAAUUUAUUGAGCAUCUACUCUGUGGCAGGUCCUGUGCAAAAACACUUUAGGUGGACAAUCCUUUGAGGUAAGUGGUAUCCCAUUUAAUAGGGGUGAAAACUGAAGCAAAAAUUCAUUUUCCUAAGGGCACAUGGAUACUUUGUGGUGGAGUCAUGUGGGGGUCAGAAAAGCCUUGGAGGCCUUUGGAGUUAGAGGGCAGAAGGCAAGGCCUGAGCUGCUGUAAGGCUUAGGAGUUCAGGAAGGCUCCAGAAGAUACAUGGGGUCUGUAGAGGCUGUGUUAACUCGGCCAGGCUUGUUAGAGUUGCAUUUCACUGAUUGAUAUGGUUUGGCUCUGCGUCCUCACCCAAAUCUCACCUUGAAUUGUAAUAAUCCCCACGUGUCAAGGGCGGGACCAGAUGGAGAUCAUUGAAUCAUAGGAGUGGUUUCUCCAAUGCUGUUCUCCUGAGAGUGAGUUCUCCUGAGAUCUGAUGGUUUUAUAAGGGGCUUCCCUCUUCGCUCAGCUCUCAUUCUCUCUCUUGCUACCCUGUGAGGAGGUGCCUCCCACCAUGACUGUUAAGUUUCCUGAGCCCACCCCAGCCAUGCUGAACUGUGAGUCAAUUAUACCUCUUUUCUUUAUAAAUUACCCAGUCUUGGGUAUUUCUUCAUAGCAGUGUGAGAGCAGAUGAAUACACUGACCCUGCCUGGGUUUCAGGGCCAGCCUUGAACCUUUCACAGUGGCCAGAGGAUGGGAUGGCAGAGGCCCAGGUUGCACACUUCAUGCCUGAGUGUUGGGGACUAUCUGACUCAAAACAGGUGCACAGAGGGCAGGAGAGAA
Chlorocebus sabaeus (green monkey) is the source of this 3708-nucleotide messenger RNA. The record is from RefSeq and is a predicted model, not a curated record. NCBI's taxonomy places the organism in Eukaryota, Metazoa, Chordata, Mammalia, Primates, Cercopithecidae.